AGUGUAACGAAGCGUGGGGAAGACUUGAUUUUUGCCCAUUUUUUCUCGUGUUAGAAAAAAAUUCUCCGACGGGUGGAUUUUUUCUGUGAAAAAUUAACAUUUUGAGCACAUUUUAUUUAAUUUGAAGUUGUUUUUGAGUGAAAAUGUUUUAAAUAAAAAUCGUUUAAGAUUUAUUCGCCAAGAUGGUGUUCCGGAAGCUAAUGGAGAGGAUGUGCAUUGUCCUCUGUAAGCGUCAUGGAAUUCCCCUGAAGUUGUUUAUGCUCAGAUGUGAGCGAGAUGUGUUGAAGCGACAGAAACGAUGGAAGAACUUUGUUCUACAGUCGCGAAGCUUCUUUAUGGGAUCCCGCGUGGUCAUUAAGGUGCCACCACACAGAAAGUUCCGGCAGAAGGAUCGUGAUAUUCAUCGACAUUUUAACUGGGCAACAGUGCUGUGGCAUAAAUUUAAUGGAGUUAAAGUGCAAAUUGGUGAAUAUCUCAUGAAGAAAAAGGAAAAGGCAGCUCGACGGAGGGAGGCACGAAGGAACAGGAAACGCGGGAUCUCCAAGGAGUCCAAAGAAGUGCCCAAAGAUGCCACAAAGGAAAAAACUGUGGAUGUAGCGGCGGAAGAUAGUUCAGAUGAGGUUCAACUCAUUAAUGACUAUCCUGUGAUUGAUCUUGCAUCGGAUGAUGAGGAUAUGCCGGAAGUUGAGCAGUUGUCUCAUUGUGAAAAGGAUUCUGAUGAAAUCCUGGAAAGUUCUAAAUUUACUGUGAUGGAGGUUUCUCAGCCGCUUCCGGAGGAUCCUCAACCAACUGCAGAAGAUCCCCAACCGAUUGAAGAAGAUCCUCAACCGAUUGAGGAAGAUUUCCCUGAAGAUGAUAAGAAAAACCUGGAGAUUUCUCUGCCUCAAAUAGUAAGUGUGUCUUCAGCUGUUGCACGCUUUGACAGCUUUGAAGAAAACCCACCGAUAGGGAAUGAAUCCCACACUGAAGCCCUUGACGAUAUAAAGCCCACAAAUGAGGAGCUGGAGCGUGCUCGACAAAUUUUCUCAAGCCUAAAACCCGAAACUGGGGAAGAUGUCAAGGAAGGCAUCUACAAUGCUCUCUAUUCCCUUGAUACUCUCUCCGAGGCUGAUGAUUCCCAUUCUCUGAAUCAUUCAACUGAUAAAACCUUCCUCGAUUCUCUGGCUAAUAAAUUGGGAGUGGAAGGAGGUGCUGGAACACAGGCAAGGACUGAAAAAUCCUUUGAGGAUUGCUACCAGGAGUUGGAACAAACAUUUAAGCGUGUCAAUGCAGUGGCAUCGAGUCUCGAUGAUGUUGCCGUGAAAGAUGAGGAUACAUCGUCCAGCACAGAGUUCUAUGGCUUCAAUGAGAAUGACCUACAAACUCCAGGACUCCUCCGGACACCCCAUGUACGCCAAGCGGGCUCCUAUUCGGCUUUUGUGAGCCAAAAGUACGAUAGUCUACUCGAAAGAUUGGGCCCUGUUGCCAUUGAUAGGGAUGAGAAGUCUUUCUACAGGCGAUAUAAUGAUGAGGAGAAGAUAAAUCGGCAUUCCCUGCCGCCAAAACUUGAAUGCCCGGACCUGCCGUUGGACAUGAAGUCCAGGACAUUGGCGGAGAAGAAGCAAAUGCUGCGAAUAAAGCCCAUUGGGUAUCAGGUGAUGGAUCAGGAGAAUAGUGUCUAUCAGCUGCUGAAGAAGCGCCUUAAAGCACCCCUGGAUGAUAAACUCUUCGACCAGGCGCAGCGGAUUAUGCGACAGCCCGUUCCAAUGCGGAGGAAUGUGUGGAAGACAGCAACGUGGCUCAAUACGCGUGAGAAUCACUACAUCUACCGCUACAUCACAUUCGAGGGGCGCGAGAUUAAGCUCUUUGGCUGUGUGGGGAAUUAUGUAAAGAAGCACGUAAGGAGAUUGGAUCAUGCCCUACCAGGGAGGAUGUAUACGCCCAGACCAAAGCUGUGGUGUUGCAAAAUUACCGGAUUUCCUCGCAGUAUAAAAUUCAACAAUCUCCGUGAAAAGGAACCGGUGCAGGAACAAGAGAAGGAGGAUGUUAAACCAAUUGUUGAUCUCGAAGUGCAACAAACGUCGUCUCCUGUUAAGAAAAAGUGGAAUUUAAUUCAAGUCCGGAAAAUCCCACCUGGACCACUUUGUACAAAGCCCAAAAAUGCGGAAAAGAAUGAAAAUCUCGCUCCAUUGGAUACGUAUGAGCUACCCCAAGUUCUCCUACAAUUAUGGCCAAAGAUUAAUCAGCCGUUCCCACUGAAAGUUAAACGGUAUCUCAGUGAAAUGUGUCCGUAUGAGGAAUUAACAGAGCAGUGGAUUGAAUUUGCUUUAGCUGCUCUCAAGGAUGUGCCAGAACUUGAGGAACCCAUUGAAUUUGAGAUUCCCUAUGAGAAUAAUCGCAAGAAGAUUCUCGUCAGUCGGGACUAUACAAGUGCCAUACGGCGUUCAAGGACAACGGAAGUUUUUGAUGAUUCACAACCUCUGAAAUUCCGGGAAGAUCUUCCGGAUGAUCCUGUACUUCAUGAGUGUGCCGAUAUCCUCGAAGACAUGGUGAAUAGUGUGGCAAUUGGAAUGGCCGAGGAUGAUUUCUCAAAAUGUGAUCCAGAUUUGGAUUAUGCGAAGCAGGAUUCACAAAAGAGAUUCCUAGAAGCGCCAAAGGAUCAGGAAGCACCUGCUUACAAGAAGCCACGUUCAUCAGCAUUGCUAGCUGAACUGAAACGUCUUAAUGCGACAAUCAUCAACACUGAGAACAUCCCGAGGCAAAAGGAAUGCAAUCAGGAGCACUGCAAAAAGGGAUGUAUUUGUGACAGUAUUGCAACCCUUGCAUGCCCCACAAGUCACUGUGAAGAUCCCCGUUGUAUGUUUGAAUGUGUCUGCGGAAAAGGAUUGAAUGUCAGCAAGGAGGAAAUCAAUCCGUUCAGCAAGGAGGUAUUUAGGAUACGUGAUAAGGCAAUUUCCCGACUAGCCCGUGCUGAGAAGGACUUCAGUUCAACAGUUGUCUUGACCAACAACAACACCUUCCUGCUGAGCAACAGUUCCGAGGAGAAGAGCAAACGUAGUCGAACAGUUCCAAGGAAGUUUGGAGACUAUGUGCGAACAGAAGUGGCUGAAGAGGAACUACUAAAGGGUAAAACAGUAGAUGCUACGGUAAGAUUUCCCAGUGUUAAGGGGAAACGUGGACGACGUCAAGUUGAUCCGGAAAUUGAGAAGAUGCGUCAUGUUAGCGUAGUUCUCAGGCCUAUAACGCAUAUUGUACAAAAUAUGGAACCAUGGUGUAUGAUUCACGAACUCUACAGAUGCUUCUGCAAAGGUGAUGCAGUUUCGGGGAAACCUUUCUUGUUAACACAAGUUGAUGGGAAGCAUAUUGCCCUAUCAGAGGAGCUUGUAGCAAAACCAUCAGAGUACAGAAAACUCUCGAAGAAAUCGAGUAAAAAUAGCUUUGAUUCUGAUCCAAUGCGAGAUGUUUCACUCAUUGUUUCGGAAGAUAAUGAAUCUCAGCAGUCAUCUGUGCUAACUACGAGUCAGAUCUCACAGUUUAUGAGUCCUGCUGCUGCCGAAAUGGACAAUGAUGAUGCCAUAAUUGCGGAUUAUCUGCAGAAUAUUCAAAAAGCGCGAAUAAGGACGUAUAAGCGGGGUGAACCAACAGCGCAUAUCUUCAGAGGAUCCGUCUCCAGAUGUGUUCCGUUCAAUAAGUCCACGCAGGUUAUUCUAAAUAAGCAGAAUGCGCACAGAGUGAGGAAGUUCAUCUAUGCCAUGGAGAGAACACCGCUAAUUUUGAGCCUUUUAAAGAGACGCUACACAGAAUCCGUUUCCAAGUCAAGGAAGGAGAUUCAGAGGGACGCAGGGAGUAAACUUGUUCCUGCAGCAAUGACCCACACCGAUACCCUUAGGAGUACAGUUAUUAACAACAGGAAGGACUACUCUGGUAAACGUCAAUCACAAGGAUCUGGGAAAUUUGUUGAAUCCAAUUCAGGGGAUGCUGAAUAUUCCAAUGCAAUUCCUUCUCUUGAUGCAUCAUCUGUCAAUGAUCAGAGUAGUAAUAGUGCAACAGAUCCCGUUGUUCCGGUUAUAUCCUCGGUUACAUCGUUGAAUACGCAAAAGGAAGUUAGAAGGGAUUCCUUUGAUGAGACAUCAGGGAGUCAGGAACAUUCUCAGACAGAUGUACAAAUGACUCUUCUUAACAAACUAAACAUGAUGGUGUCGAAGAUGAUGACGACGAUUGCGAAGAAUGAAGAGAAGCUCAUGCUUGAUGCGCCACAAAUUAAUAAAAUAACGACAAUCAAAUGGAUUAAUCUGCUACAGGGCUAUAGAAGCUACACUCUCCACAUGUGGGAAGUGCACUACACAGAGAAACUUCAUCUCCUAAUAACCAGAUCCAAUAAAGUGCCCGAAGUUCCACCGGGUUAUAUUGAGAUUUUCGAAGUUCGUAAAAUGCGGAAUCCAAGUAGUGAGUUUAGUCGGAUGUUGGCUCAAUCGUAUGACCUGAAGAACAUUGACAAGUACGCAGCUCUGCUCUUUGGGCACAAGGACUACUGGCAAGUUAUUGGCUUCCUGAAUAAAACGUCCAAAGUACAAAAUUCCGCCACAAAGUACUUAUCUGUGUCCAAAGAAACUCAUCCACAGGUGGCAAGUAAGAUUUCCAAGCUGUACGACAUUCUCCUUGCGAAGGUGACAAAAGUUCCAACGUCUAAUGUGCAAAUAAUGUCAUCGGAGCAAAUUCAAAAUGCUAAACUCCUUAAAUUUCCACUUCCAAGUCAGCCUGGUCAACGUUGGUUCAUGCUCGUGAUUACGAAUGACUUCUCGGACAUUUCGCAUCCAAAGUGGGGACAACUGCUGUCGUACGAUCGUAUACGGUAUGCAAUUGCAAUUGCUGAGAAGAAUGGACGAACGGUUCAGGUGAAGAGCAACAAUAGUAUUUCCUUAAAUCCCAGCGUCUAUGUUACACCACAUGCAUCGGAUAGAAUUUUUAUUGGGCCAUAUGGAUUGAAUGAGGAGUGCGACAUAAUACUCUACCAGCGUAUGGAUGGAUCUAUCCUGUUGCGAGAAACCUACGAGAAGACAAACAACAUCAAACGAACAUCAUCAACAAUGGGUUGUUGGAUUCAACUCAAACCUCGAACGGUUUCACAGCCAAACUCUGUUGUGGAAUCAAAUACAAUGCAACUUGAUUGUAAUCUGCAGGAUGCUUCGUCGCCGAGAAAAUCCCAGAAGUUGGAUGAUGACGAUGAUUGUGUUGUAGUUGAAGCAGAUCCAAAGGAGAUUAAAGCUGCUGAGGAAGCGCAUGAAGCUGAAGAGGCUGUCAAUUCUAUUCUGCCGGAUGGAUUGAAACUCCCAACGGUGAAACCAAAGAAAAUAUCAAGGAAUGAAGGAGAAAGGAAAUCAUCAGACGCUGCUAAAAUACGUGUUGUUCCUGAUCACGUGCUAACGGCUCGUUCAUCUCCUGCAGUAUCUGACGAGGAUUUGGCACCAUCGAAGAAACGUCUGAAGCGCGCAUCAAUGAAUUCAGACAUCUCCGAUACACCACUUGCUAACCUAAAGGACUUAACGGUUAUCCCAAUGGAUGAAGACGAAGAUGCUCCGGAAUGGGCGGUUCCGUCAAAUAACCUUCCUGCUCUGACGAUAACGUCUGUUGAUGAAGCUGAAGCAUCGUCAUCAUCAUCUGGAUUUCCUGUUAUCUCCAAAGUUGUGAGUUUAGGCGAUGAUAAACAACAGACGAAAGAUGAGCAGGUUAGCAGUAAGCUACAGCAGUCUUUACUGCGAACCAACAGGGAUGCUUCGAAUAAGAUAGUUGAAUCCAAUGAUGAUAGUUUGGAAGCACUUGAAAAUUUGACAGAAGAUGGAACAGAGAAGAAUAAGAAACUAACUCCGUUUGAAGAGCAAUUUGCGCAGUAUUUAGAGGACAAGGAGACUGGGAAGGAACUUGCUGUUUAUGGUAAAAGUUAUAAUUACCGAAGAAAAUAUAUAAAACAUGGAAAUUGGAAUACGUCUCCUCAUCAUGGUGGAAAGGACAGUUUGAGGUCUCCUAAGGAAGCUUCUGACUCCUACUACGUCAUUUCGAAUGAAAAUGAAGAGGAAAAGGAGGAAAGAGGAGCAACGGAGAUUCCAAGGAAGAUUAAAAUUGUUAAAUCUAUCAAACCACCUUCAUCAAUUAUUUCCGUUUCAUCCCUACAUGAUAUGCCAAGUCCGCAAAUUGUUGGUAUUCCUGUGGGGAAACCGGAUGUGCAGCAGCCGAAGGGAAAUGUUAAGGUGGCGUAUACAAGUGCAGGAAAGAAGGUGAUUAUACGUCAGAUGCCACCGAAGGAGGGAAGUUCGUCUUCUAACGCAGGACUGAAGAGAUCUUCUCCACCACCUCUUGCAAUUCCAACAAAGAAAUUCAAACCUGCUGAAGGAGAAGGAUCUGCUUCGUCGUCUGUUCCGUUGAACUUGAAUAGCCUUCUGCCGUACAACACGAACAAUUGCAUUCAAAUUGGACAGACAAUGCUGCAUAAAGUCCCACUUCCUGCUACAUCUACUCUAGCUGUUGUCAAAACCUCACCAAGUACGGCAUCAUCAACAGUAAAAACCAUCCCAAAGGUCAUUUGCAAUGGGCUUGGGAGUCAAAUGUUGAAGGUGAAGGUUAAUAUUCCAUCAAGUAGUACGACAAGUACGGCAACUUUGGUGAAUUUGCCAAAGACAACAGUUCCAUCCCUUCAAAUUCCCACAAGUACCAUCACAGCAGCCAAAGAGAGUCUUCCUACUUCAUCAACGAGUCCCAUUGUUGUGCCAUCAUCGGUGGCUGUAAAAGUUCCGGGUGUUCCAUCCACGCUUCUUGAUUCAUCCAAAACAAUCACAAUUACAAGGACAACACCCGAUGGGAAGGCCAUGAAGUUCGUCCUGCCUGUUUCGAGUAUUCAACCAAUUUACAAAGUUCCGGGAAAAAUGCCUCCACUCAUGGUAGUUUCAUCACCGACUUCCUCCACAUCCGUGCCGAAGGUGCAAAGUGUAGAGAAAUGUGAGGAGGUUUGCAGCCAAACGGGAUUGCCUACUGAGAGUCCUGGUGGACGAAUGAGUAGCCCAAGUGAUGGGGAUAUAAUUGAUUUAUCCGAUGAUGAAGAAGUGGAGCAACAGAGGAAGGCAGAAGCGAUGAAGGAGAAAAUUGCAAGUGGAUGGAUUGUGUCGAGUAUCCCACAAUUGGGAUACAUUCCAGCUAGAAUGGUGGAUAAGUCGAACUAUUUGAUGGAACUGCCCACAAGGAAGCAUCCUUUCAAGGUUGGAUGCAAUUGUAUUGAUCGCUACAUGGAUCGAUAUAUGAAAUACUGCGUGAUGAUGUACCUUCCGGAAGAUUUGAGUGUGAGGUGGGAAUUUGUGGAGGGUGAUCCACAGAAGCAGCCACCAGGGGAGAAAUUCACUCUUCAAGCUUCAACGAACAAGGAGCGUCUUAUCUUAACACCCAAUGGUGUUAUGGACAUGGAAUUCCCAGUACAGCGUGAACUAAUCGACUGCCCAUCUGUCUACACGCGUCUCCUCCUCAUGCAUCUCGUCUACGUCAGUGUGGGUGAACUCAAGCCCACAAAAGGCAUCGAAGUUGUGGAAAAGGCCCUAAAAGUCAUAGAAGGACUCAAGGAUACAUACGUUGAGCAAACUAAAACAAUACAGAAGCUACAAGAUAAGCAACGGGAGCUAAAACAACAUCUAAAGAUACUCACUGAAACCUGCAAGCUACCGACAGUCAAAUAAAUUUCUCUACCAAAAUGGUUGUGUUUAACAGUAAAUACUGAAUGUUUAUUAAUUGGAUAAAAAUGGCGCAAUAAAUCCUUAAAAAAUUAAAAAAAA
This is a messenger RNA of Lutzomyia longipalpis, 7790 nucleotides long. RefSeq lists its product as uncharacterized. Bases 183 to 7694 code for a protein of 2503 amino acids. The record is from RefSeq and is a predicted model, not a curated record. NCBI's taxonomy places the organism in Eukaryota, Metazoa, Arthropoda, Insecta, Diptera, Psychodidae. The transcript has 7 exons.